GAAAAUCUAACCAAGCCACAACAUCUAAAGGAAUAUAUGAUAAUUUUAUAUUAGCAAGUGAUUACGCAACAUUUGAUACAGAUAUGCUUGACGAUAAUUUAUCAACAAAUCUUGACGAUAAUUUAUCAACAAAUAGCAACUUACCAAAGUCACCACGCAAUACAUUAAGUAAUCUUGAUCAAAACGUGCAAAAAAAAAGUAAUCCAAAUUUGGAAAGUGAAAGCUUAGAGCCAAAGCAAAUACAGGAUCAAAUUAGCAGAGAAAUUGGAGGUUAA
Racocetra persica is the source of this 275-nucleotide messenger RNA. NCBI's taxonomy places the organism in Eukaryota, Fungi, Glomeromycota, Glomeromycetes, Diversisporales, Gigasporaceae. The record is from the annotation of a GenBank genome assembly.